GUUUGUUGCAGUAAGAGUAGGAAAGGUUGAGUGAUUGAAAAAAUAUUUCGUAUCUAAAUCGUGUGAAAAGCGCGUUUGUAUUUGCAGAGUGCGCAUAUUUUGGCAAAAAUCAAGCCCAUAUUUGGAGCUACUUACUAAAAAUUAACGUAAAAGUGCAGUACGAUAAUUGAAGGUUGCCGUUUCGUCAAAGAAAUCAUCUUUCUGUUAGAGAUUUGCUAGUAAAAUCGUCGAAACUCUGCAUAGGAAAAAGCUGAUCAUCAGACUUGCUGGCAUUGCGUUGGCCUUAGGAUUACGCUGAAAGCAGCUGGUCGACAAGAAUUUUCUUGCUUAUGGUUGUUGAAUCUGUUUAGUUCCGUGACACACCAAUUUUUCCAUAAGUUCAUUGAACAAAAAUCAGUUUUACUCAGUUGACCAUGGCCCGCUUUAGUGCUUCGAAAAAAAUAUUUGGUGGCUAUCACAGGUUGAGAAUUCUUAAAAGUAGUCAGAGUUGAAAAACGAUUCACAUUUCAGGUGAAAUAAACCUAACAAAUCAAUAUUAUCAAAGUAGUGAAUAAUUGCGCGUGUAAAUGAAAUAAUAUCGGAGAAGUGAAUAUUAAGUGUAGUUGAAGUCGUGGCUGAAAAAAGUUAAAGCUUUGAACAUAUAAAGGAAGAACUGUACUUCUCCACAAUGAGUUCUUCGGAUGGAGAUAAGUCUGUGUCUGGAAGUGCGUCCAAGGCACAGGGGUCUUCAGGAGCAUCAAUUUCCCUGACGGGAUCCGUUGUUAGUGGUAGUACUAUGGGGAUCACAAGCGGUACAGGAACUGGAUCUGGAACAGGUGCAACCACAACCUCGUACCCAAUCGAUUUGGCUUCCAAAGUUUUGGUUCGUCCAACUGAGAAAACAAAUAUGCCAACAACUUUCAGAAUCAAUAACUCGGCUGGCAAUCAGAUGCGUGUAGUGAUACCGAGCAGUGCAACUUCACAGGCUUUCUACCGACAGCAUUUAAAGCAAGAUACUACGUCCAAUCGCACGCAAAUAACGGCUCUUCCAGCUCGUACAGCCAACCAGACAUCCAUAACCGUGUCGCGGGCACAAACACCGACUACAUAUCACGUACCGGCACGCGUUCCGCAGACAGUGGCUAGCAUACAAGGACCAAGAGCCACAAUAACGGCUCCGAUACGCAUCCCGACACCUCCGAUCAGUGUGGCCAAUUUGAACACUUACGUCCGACAAUCGGUUCCAUCGCGAACGUCGUCCCCAUCGGCAACUAUUAUUUCGCAAGGUGCGACCACCUGGAUGUCGAACAUGCAGGUCCAGGUCCCGACCCAGUUGAUUCGUGCCAACACACUAGCCCAGGCACCACGAGCCCGGGUUGUUGCACAAACAAUUCCAGCCAAUCAGACACCUGGCAACAUUAACAAUGCCACAAUUACCGCCAAUGUCGUGGCUCAUCAGACAACACAAUCUAAUCAGCAGAAUGCUUCAAUUAGUGGCACUAAUCAGUCGCAAGCAUUCGUGGCUACCUUGGCAACGGCGGUUCUUCCGCCACAACGACAGCUCACGUCUACGCUAGUGUAUACAAAUAAUAGUGCCCAGCAACCGUACACUGCUGGAACUAAUCCACAACGUUUGACAUUGGCCACAACCUUGCCGCAACAACGGCCAACAGGAGUGCGUCCCAUUCAGCGGCUUCCAACGACGAACAUCGGUGUGCGUGUCACAGCCGGCAGCAUCAGCAUACGUCCUCCGAGUGUAUCCGUGCUUGCUCCGACGACUGUCCUGACUACUCUAGCUUCUGGUACAAGUAUUACACAAAAUCGCACGGCUACCGUUUCAACCGCUAAUAUUUCCAACACGAUACCAGCUCGUAUCAUACAGGUACAGAACCCACAAAGUGGCCAAGUUCUCAGUGGUGGACGGCUGCUAAGCAAUAUCCAACCAAUGAUUUUGAGUAACAAUCGUAUUCCGCACAGUAGUAUUCAACCAAGUUUGACCAUUGCUCAAGUUGGCAAACUGACACCGGUAGCUACUUCGCAAAUUUCAAACAAUUCGGGUUCUUCGUCAGCCUCUCAGGAAUCUCUUAGUGGAACGGGUGGCACCACAACACUACAAACCGUAUCCGGCCAACAAAUUGUUGUCAGUUCCGGUCAAGUUCUUAGUUCCAACACUGGUUCAGGAUCGACGGCAACCAUUAUCACUGGGAACGUGAUACCUAAUCCGUCUGGCACCGGCGGUCAGUCUCAAUCACAAGGACCAAUUACGCAGAUUGUAAAUCUCAAUCCAGGAUCGAUUGGAUCAGGAUUAUCCGGUCAGGGAGCACAAAUAGUAACCGUCAGUCAGGGGCAAGUCAUUGGCACACAGCAAGCCAUUUCCGUAGCCAACUCAGGAGGAGGCGGCUCCACCACCGUUAUUCCAAUUCCACUUGCUUUAACCGGAGGAAGAAAUGCCAGCAUACCUGUGUCGGUCGCGACCUUGUCUGGAGGACAGAAUCCAAUCAGCAUCGUAUCUGGUGGUAGCACUAUCACCGGGAUUUUACGCACAACUACCAGCGGCGCGGGUGGAGCUGGUUCCGGAAUAUCGACAUCCACUAUGCCAUCCAUUUUGCCGAUUGCCAAAGUAACACCCCAGCAGUUGAGUAACCUGAGUACAAUUGAAGCGGUUAGUAGCAGCUCGGCUCCAUAUUCGGUAUCCGGAACUGGAGCCUCAUUAUAUAUUCAAACACGACCACAACAACCCGGUACUAUUGUUACCACCAUUGCCAACGCAGGAAAAUCCAAUACCUUGAAUGUAGUUUCUGGCAGUGUAUCGGGAUCAAUUGGCAAUUCUGGUGCUACCUACUUACCUACUUCGACAUUCUAUUACGAACGUGUAACAGCGUCACCAGCUUCGUCUUCGCAACCCGUUACAACCUCAGCACCUGGAUUGGCUCAAAGCGUUUCGGCUCUAACAUCGGCCACGAUAACAACCACCAGUGCCAUCAGUGGGCCAGUUUUUUCUAUCUCCUCAAGUUCACUGAGUAGUAGUGGUAGUAAUUCCAGUAACACCGCUGGAACAAUCGUCACCGGUGUUUCGAGUGGCCAUGUCAAUUCUUCCAAUGUAAUCACGACGACGGUUUCCCCAUUGCCAUAUGCACCGACGGCCGGGCCGUUUGCUAUUGUACAAACUACCGGACGCAAUAUUUCCGGUCCAAUGCAUGGAAUCGUGUCGUCUUCUAGUGUGCCAGUUGGACAACCCAUGCAAUCUCAAUCGCAACAGUUGACCGCACAACAGUCACAGUCUCAAUCGCAACAAUCGGGAAGCACACAGAUUCAAACCGUUCCCGUUUGCUUUCAUCCACAGUUGCUGGUGGACGGUGGUCAAAACCAGCAAAUUAUUGUAACUGGAACAUCCACAUCUUCUUCCAGUCAGUCAUCACAACCGGCUCAUGUGUUGAUACCGGUUAAUGCCACUGGCAAACUGGAAUCGCCUCAAUCAAGUAUUUUACGGAAGCGGGGAAUGGAAGGUUCACCGAACAAAGCGAGUAAAGAUCUAACGCAAACUCUGAUCGCAGCGGGUAAAGAACGAGCCCGUGGAAUCGAACAACUACGCGAAAGAGAACGAGAAAUGUCACCACCGUCACGACCUGCGUCAACCGAUGGUUCAACCACGGUUAGUGCAACCUCAAGUCCAGGCGCAGAUCAACAGGAGCAAGAGGAAAUAAAGGCUAUGGCCUUUGCUAACCGAAAUGCGAAUAAUGAUUUACCAUUCAAAUCGGUUCGCGGAGAAUUAUUCCAUCAUGAACAGAAAUCGAAUGUGAACCAGGCUAGUUUGGAAGCUACAAAACAGCAAGCAAUCGCCCCAUCCUUCCAUCAUUCUACAAUCCAACAUCAGAAUAUGGUGACAACGGGUAGCGGCAAUGGAAACUAUGAACAAUCGCCUAGGAAGAAACCACGUAAGCAGAACGUAGCCGAAGGACUAAAAUCCGUUGCCAAUAGUUUGCAGUUUUACGCGAGUAAUGACCUAGAAAGUAGUUUCCGUAUGGACACUUCUGGUCCGUCUGCUGUAUCAAGCGAGGGAGCAUCGAUUCAAACGUUGUUACCCCAGCAACUUCCACAAGCUCAACAGCACUCAACGAAACAUAAAGCUGGAGCUACCAAAAAUAACAGCACCGUUAAUAAUAUCGGUACGGGAAGUGGUUCUAAAGUAGAUGGAGUAGCUAGCAGCAGGAAGGAAGGGCUGACGACAGGGAAAGAUGGUUCAGCAGUGAAAAAAGCCCGAAAUGUUGGUUUGCUGGAGACUUACAAGCAAAGUUGGAAAGCCGCCAAUAACCAUUUCCAGCGAUACACGGAUGUCAAACAACGCGAGGAACGACGUCCAACCAUUGUCGAUAUUGCUAACCAGUCGCACGUCCUCCAGAAGGUUAAUGGUUGGAAAAUAUAUCAUCUCAGUGCUCAGAUUGAGGACUUGUGUGAAUUGGAAUCUCAAGCUUACGACGAAUUGGAACAGAUGCUGAAACAUAUGGAGGCCAUCCCGAAACCAUCAGCUGAAAUCGAACGCACUAAUGAGCUGCUAAAGGGUAACAUGCAACGCAGCAAAAUCACCAUCGAUGGUAUCAAUGAAGCUCGAACACAAAUCAUGAAGAUCUUUGACCAUAAAACCCACGUUUCUGAUAUCAUUCAACGGUGCGGAUCGAAGAGAAACUUUAAGAAACGGGAAAAAACUUAAAUUAAGUAACUACAAGAGGUGAAGGAUCCCGUUGUACAUAGGACUUUUGGUUUUGUUUUCUGUCUUGCGUCUAGAAAGUGCAACUUGAUUGUGCUGAUAAGAUAAAUUGUAGAAUGAAUUUUAACUUAUCCGAAUAGAGUGCGUAUCUAGUUUUAAGUUGGUAACGAAAAUGCUGUAAAUGUAACAAAAAAAAACUAUGCUAAUGCAGUAUUUUGUUUCUAUAAAUCUGUACAGUAGUGUAAAUCCGUUGAUUUAUAGCCUGCAUAUGUUGUUUAAGUAUAGAUGAUAAAUCAAGCUUUUCCAACAGGAUGACAGCAAGGAAUACAGAGUUCUUUAAUGAUGAUUUCAUAUAUUUUUUAAGCUUUCUGGUUAUGUCACGAGCGAACUCAAAAAUAAUAGCAACAGUCUCUUGAAGUGUUUGUACUAGUUGUAAGUGCAAUAACUUGUUUAAGUUGUAUUGAUAAAAAGCGAUGAAAAAUGAAAAAAUGGACCCAGCUAAAUAAGUCGAAAUUUCAAGUCUGUUUACUCCAGCAUUACAAAUAGUACAUGUCUCAAAUUGGCGAGAAUAUCUACUACAAUAUAAUCUAUACGCGGUAAAGUGCUGUUAGAGUUAGUGUCCUGGUGUCAUAAAAAGUAGAAUUCCCAGAAGUUAAGCGGAGUAUUCUUAAAUUUCUUUUGUUGCAUUAAGUGAUUUUAUCGUUUGCUGAACUAACGAUUUUUUUCUAAUAAUACUACAGUGAAGGGAAUAUUUUAAUCAGAUUUUGCAAUAGAGAGACGAAUUGAAGAUGUACAGGUUCUCGCUGAAGUUACAGUAUUUGUUUGGACAGUCAGUAAUAUGGAUUACUAUUAUGAAAUAGUGGAAAUAUGGAACUGUGUUGAAAAUUCUCGAUUUCCUCUCGUCAAUGCGUACGUAGUGUGUUACUAAGUAGAAGUUAUUUGAAAAAAAUUA
Malaya genurostris is the source of this 5636-nucleotide messenger RNA. RefSeq names its product mucin-2 (gene Sap130). The coding region runs from base 668 to 4687 and encodes 1339 amino acids. Gene Ontology annotation, biological process: negative regulation of transcription by RNA polymerase II. The record is from RefSeq and is a predicted model, not a curated record. Gene Ontology annotation, cellular component: Sin3-type complex. The transcript has 6 exons. Lineage: Eukaryota; Metazoa; Arthropoda; Insecta; Diptera; Culicidae.